Messenger RNA from Sebastes umbrosus (honeycomb rockfish), 2473 nucleotides. Its product is annotated as protein-serine O-palmitoleoyltransferase porcupine-like. The transcript is spliced from 13 exons. Bases 271 to 1623 code for a protein of 450 amino acids. Gene Ontology annotation, biological process: protein palmitoylation; lipid modification; Wnt protein secretion. Gene Ontology annotation, cellular component: endoplasmic reticulum; membrane. Gene Ontology annotation, molecular function: Wnt-protein binding; palmitoleoyltransferase activity. The record is from RefSeq and is a predicted model, not a curated record. Lineage: Eukaryota; Metazoa; Chordata; Actinopteri; Perciformes; Sebastidae.
GUUUAACUUCUCAGUGUGUCUCCAGGCUUUAUUAAUGUCUGGACGGUCUUGUCCUGCUGCCUUUAACCCCUCUCCUACAGCUGCCUGGCUAACAACAACAAUAACACCCUGUGGUUAGCUGUAACCUGUUAGCCUCGGCUCGCUGCACUAAUGUUCACAGACCGACGGGCCUGCUGCCACAUCUCACUGAACUGCGCUGAUUUCUGUCGCGGAGUUAUCGCGAUAUUAAGUCGACUAAAUCACGGAUAAGUCAACAAGUAACGCUGCAGGAUGGACAUGUCCAGUAGGCUGGCGGUGGUGCAGCAGCUGGCUGAGAGCUGUGGAGUCAGUACAGUCCAGCAGGGCGUCCAGCAGGUCUGGAGGCUGCUGCUGCUCUGCCUCAUCUGCAGACUCUGCUUCAGACUGGGAGGUUUGUCCACUGUAAAGCAUGUAGUGUCCGUGUUGGCUGGGAUGUACGGCCUCUUCCUGUUCUUUGAGCUGCACAUGCUGUGGGUGCUGUCGCUCGGUGCACUCUGUUACCUCGUUCUGCUCCUCAGCCGACACUCCAGCAGCAGAGGCCUCUUCCUUUCAGCUGUCAUCCUCAUAUACCUCCUUGUUGGAGAGCUGCAUUUGAUUGACAUGGUGACCUGGCACAAAAUAAGAGGCUCUCAGAUGGUGGUGGCCAUGAAGGCGAUCUCUCUUGCCUUUGACCUGGACAGAGGAACAGUGGGCAGCCUGCCCUCCCCAGCUGAGUUCCUGGGCUAUGUUUUCUUUGUGGGCACUGUUGUCUUCGGUCCUUGGAUCAGCUUCUCCAGUUAUAAGAACGCCGUUGAGGGCAAAAAACUUAGUUGGUUGUGGCUGCGUAAUUCCUCCCUCAGCCUCCUGAAGAGUCAGAUCUGUCUGCUGGUCUCCUCCUGCAUCGCCCCUUACCUCUUCCCUUUGUUAAUCCCCAUCUAUGGAAACGCAGUCACUCAGAAGUGGCUGCGAGCUUAUGAGAAUGCAGUGUCCUUCCACUUCAGUAACUACUUUGUGGGCCACCUCAGUGAAGGCACCACCAUGCUGGCUGGAGCAGGCUUCACUGAAGAAAAAGACAACGUCAAAUGGGAUAUGAGUGUGGUGAAGCCUCUCAGUGUGGAAAUGCCUCGCUCCAUGGUGCUGGUGGUGACGUCCUGGAACAUCCCCAUGUCCCGAUGGCUGAAAACCUAUGCCUUUAAAAACGCCAUGAAACUGGGGACUUUUCCAGCCAUCCUGGUGACGUACACGGCCAGCGCCUUACUGCAUGGUCUGAGCUUUCACCUGGGAGCUGUUCUGCUCUCGUUGGGCUUCAUCACAUAUGUUGAACACGUUCUGAGAAAGAAGCUUGCAUCCAUCUUCAGUGCCUGUAUCCUGUCCAGACCCUGCACUUCUGACUGCAGCCAUCAGCACAAGAAGGAGUAUUGGGUGAUGUUGCUGAAUCUGGUUUUCAGCCUCCUGGCCAUCUUCCACCUCACCUACCUGGGCUCCAUGUUUGAUCCUGGAGUUGACGAACAGGAAGUAGAAGAGGGUUACGCAGCCAUCCACACCAUCCAGAGGUGGUCUGAGCUGAACUGGGCGAGCCACUGGGUGGUGUUCGCCUGCUGGGUCUUCUACCGUCUAAUUCAGUGAUGUCAUUAGAGCAGCAGUUGGGAAGGCCGGCAGACACCAGAAACUUCAUAAUACGACGGGUUUGUCUUGGUGAAUAUCAGGAGUGUCGUUAUCUAACGGAACGAAGGAUGAGGAUCUGCUCAAGUGGAAAGGACAUGUGGGACAGGCGGAGGACUGAGGUGUGCUGAGGUGGUUUACACAGAUCUCUGGAUGCGAAGAUGGUGUUAAUAAACAAACCUCUUUAGACCCGUUUAGAACUGUGACUAAUCUGUUAAAGGAGAGAUGGAUACCUACAGUAUACUGUACGAGCCCUGUGAAAUAAACUGCAGAGAAGGAUCCAAUGGUUUGAUUGCAUUGACAAUAUGACUGGAAGAAAGAAAAAAGAAAGAACACUCUGUGCACGACCUCCGAACAGACCCAGCAAAGCAUCCAUUUACUUUUGCCUGUAGACAACUGAUUGGAGACAGGCAAGGGUAACUGUAUUUGGACCGUAGAAUUAGUUCCAUUGUAAUGUUGCUGUUGGACAAUGUCCAUGUCCAAAAAACAUUUCAGCAGUUUAGCAUGCUUUGAUACAUGUAGUUUUUUUUAAAGGGUCCAUAACUGUCAUUAUUCAUACUGUAUGUUCUUCUGUUACAACGGAGUAUUUUUGUACUGCUGCUAUUAUGUUAUGUUUUUGUAUUUUUUCUCUUUAAAUGUUUCUGUAAAUGUCAAACAAACUCUGGGUUUGUGAUUGUCUGUAAACAUCAUACUGACACAGCCAGGAUGUAACCCUGAACUCUGGUUAUUAUAUUUUAUAUAUUUUUUGUUAACUAUAAUCACCUACCUCGAUUUAAAAGAAGAAAAACACUUAAUAAAGUGAGUAAUCAUUACA